AUGUCUAACAAACCAAGAAAAUCCAUUCCUGCUUCUGAACAAACUGUUGAGGAUGGCGCAACUUUAUUAGAUCCUGCCUGGGAAAGGCAGCAACGCAAGACCUUCACAGCUUGGUGUAACUCGCAUCUCCGUAAAGUUGAUAUCACUAUCAAUGAGAUUGAACAGGAUUUACGAGAUGGCUUGGCGCUAAUUAAAUUGUUGGAAGUGAUUGCAAGCGAGAAAUUGCCUAAACCAGAAAAAGGCAAAAUGCGUUUUCACAAAAUUGCUAAUGUAAACAAAGCGCUAAAUUUUGUUAUAAGCAAAGGAGUAAAAUUGGUAUCCAUUGGUGCUGAAGAAAUUGUGGAUGGCAAUCGAAAAAUGACCUUAGGCAUGAUUUGGACAAUCAUUUUACGUUUCGCUAUCAUGGACAUUGCUGUUGAACAAACCUCAGCUAAAGAAGGGUUACUAUUAUGGUGCCAAAAGAAAACCCAGCCCUACAGGAAUGUUAACAUUCGCGAUUUCCAUGCUAGUUGGCAGAACGGUCUAGGAUUUUGUGCUCUUAUACAUAGACACAGACCCGAAUUACUCGAUUAUCAUUCACUUGAUCCUGAAAAUGCAAUUGAAAAUUUAAACUUGGCUUUUGAUGUUGCUGAUAAAGCUCUUGACAUUCCUCCGAUGUUAGACGCUGAAGAUAUAUCAACGAAACCUGAUGAACGGGCUGUUAUGACUUACGUAUCGUCAUAUUAUCACGCCUUUGCCAGCUCUAGCAAGGCUGAAAUGGCAUCUAAACGUAUUGGCAAUGUAUUAGAUGUUACGAUGAAGAAUGAACAAAUGAUGGAAGAAUAUGAAUUUCUUUCUUCCGAUUUGCUUGAAUGGAUAGCUGAAAAGAUACCAUGGUUAUCAAGUAGACCAGAAGAUGAUAGCAUCGAAUCGGUUCAACAAGCACUAGAAGAAUUUCGCACGUAUCGAUCAAGCGAGAAACCGCCAAAGGCCUCCGAUAAGACGCGUCUCGGUAUAAUAUUCAGUGCUCUGCAGACCAGACUUCGCAUUGCUAACAGACCUGCAUAUGCUCCAGGAGAUGGAAAAGUCAUCACGGAUAUCAACGAUGCCUGGGAAAAUUUAGAGCGCGUUGAACGAGAAUUUGAAGAAUGGAUCUACCCUGAAUUUAGAAGAUUGAAACGCUUGAGCUACCUCCUACAAAGAUUUGAAAGAAAAAGCUCAAACUUAGAAAACUGGAUAGAAGGGACGAAACCCUUCGUAGAGUAUGGUGCCAUUGAUAGUUUAAAACUGGCUGAAGUAUCGGCCUUGAAAAAGAAAUUCGAUGCCUUCAUGUUGGAUUUUAAUGCCCAUAUUGAUUCAUUGGCUGUUAUUGAAGGAAUUGUUGAAGAAAUAAAUAAUUUGGGAUUUACUGAAUCUGAAAGAGUUAAUGACAGAUUUUCGAAUCUACAGCAAGAAUGGCAGUACUUAGGCGAUACCGCGAACAACUUUGGUGCAGAGAUUGAGAAUUGCCUUCAACGGCAACAAAGAGUCGAUGAACUCAAACUUGAAUUUACCAAAUUGGCCGCGCCUGUCAACAAAUGGUUAGAUGGUGCUAUAGAAGAUCUAGAAGAUAUUUAUGAUGUAAACUCUUUAAAGGAACUCGAGGAAUUAGAGGCUAGCUAUAAUGAACUAAACGAAGAAUUUGCAAAGACGGAACCAGAUAGAAAUAGGAUUACGGAAAUAUGUGAGAACCUAAAAGAUUUUGGAGCAGCAGACAAUGAGUAUACUACCAUAAGUGCUGAGGAUAUUGACCGAAAAUGGGAUGAAAUUUCUGAUUUGCUUCCACAAAAAUCUGAAUUACUGGCAGAAUUUCGUAAUAAGCAAAUGUCUGAUGAAGAACUACGCAAAGCUUUCGCUGAAAAAGCAAAUGAAAUUGGCCCAUGGAUCGAAGAAAAAAACCAAUACGUGGGUUAUUAUGUUCGUUCAAUGGAAGGCACAUUGGAAGAUCAGCUGGAUAAUUUACUUGGAAUGGAACAAGAAAUUAAAGCUUUUGGCCAUAAUAUUAAUGAAAUCUUCGAUAUUAGUAAGAAAAUACACGAUGCCAUGAUUUUUGAGAAUCCUUAUUCGAAAUAUACCAUCGAGUCUAUUCGCUCAAUGUGGGAUGAAUUAAUAAACAGCGUUCAUAGCAGUAUCCAAGUAGUCGAUAAUGAGAAAUUAGCGCGAGACUCAAAGGGAAUUACGAAUGAACAAUUGCAAGAAUUUAAACAAGCCUUCAAUCAUUUUGAUAAGGAUAAAUCAGGCGUCUUGGAAAUUAAGGAAUUCAGACAAUGCUUAGUUAGUGUUGGUCUUAUCCCCGAUAUUGAGACGAAUGAUGAAGAAUUCGAGCAUGUUUUAUCAGUCGUAGAUCCUGAUGGAUCUGGCACUAUCACUAUCCAGGAAUAUAUCGAUUACAUGAUACAGGAAAUCUCGGAACAAGAUACUGCCGACCAAAUAGUCGAGUCUUUCCGAACGCUAGCUAAUGAUAAGCCAUAUAUUACUGAAGAAGAACUCAGGCACGAACUCGCUCCAGAUUAUGCCGAAUUCUGUAUUAAGCGCAUGAUGCAAUAUGAUCAACCUGGAGCUCCUGCUGAUGCUUUGGAUUACACAUCUUUUUCAUCAGCCCUUUAUGGAGAAAGUGAUUUAUAAUCAAUGAUUAAGGGUAAUCG
Messenger RNA from Trichoplax adhaerens, 2663 nucleotides. RefSeq lists its product as uncharacterized. The transcript has 27 exons. Lineage: Eukaryota; Metazoa; Placozoa; Uniplacotomia; Trichoplacea; Trichoplacidae. The coding region runs from base 1 to 2643 and encodes 880 amino acids. The record is from RefSeq and is a predicted model, not a curated record. Gene Ontology annotation, cellular component: cell junction; Z disc; cell projection. Gene Ontology annotation, biological process: muscle cell development; actin cytoskeleton organization. Gene Ontology annotation, molecular function: calcium ion binding; actin filament binding.